AUGCUGCAGUGCUCUAAAACCUCGAUAUCAGCCGCAGCCGCAGCCGCAGCCGCUUUCUCGUUCUCUCUUCUCCGCCGUAACCGAAACUCUCCCUCACUCUCCACUUUGACUCCUCCGCCGUACCGGAAAUCCUUCUCCUCCCUACCUCCGCCGCCAUCUUCCGCCGCUAUGCCGCCGGCCGCCGCCGCCAUGGCGUCCUAUCCUAAAGACGACGCUUACCUCGCUAGCGUGAUUCCCAAGCGCAUCGAGCUCUUCAAGGCCAUCCAGGCGCAGCAGCUCGCCGAGCGUCAGGCUCUCCCUUCCGAUCCUAUCAAGAUUACAUUGAAGGACGGGAAUGUGAAGGAGGGGAAGAAGUGGGUGACUUCGCCGUUCGACGUUGCGAAGGAGAUUUCAAAGAGCUUGGCGUCGAAUGCGUUGAUUUCUUCGGUCAAUGGAGUGCUGUGGGACAUGAGCAGGCCUCUGGAGGGUGACUGUGACUUGAAGCUGUAUACUUUCGACGAAGAUGAAGGGAGGGACACUUUCUGGCAUUCCAGCGCGCACAUUCUCGGAGAGGCGCUUGAAGCGGAGUAUGGUUGCAAGCUGUGUAUAGGUCCUUGCACAACUAGAGGAGAGGGUUUCUAUUAUGAUGCAUUUUACGGAGAUUUGGGAUUGAAUGAGGACCACUUCAAGAAAAUUGUAUCAGGAGCAGACAAGGCUGUUAAGGACAAACAGCCAUUUGAGCGCAUUGAAGUAUCGAAGGAUCAGGCACUUGAGAUUUUUUCUGAUAAUGCAUUUAAGGUUGAAAUCAUCAAUGAUCUUCCAGCUGACAAAACUAUCACCGUCUACAGAUGUGGCCCCUUAGUUGACUUGUGUCGUGGACCACACAUACCGAACACAUCGUUUGUCAAAGCGUUUGCAUGUUUGAAAGCUUCAUCUGCUUACUGGAGAGGAAAUAAAGAUCGUGAAAGCUUACAGAGAGUUUACGGAAUAUCUUAUCCUGAUAAGAAAAGAUUGCAGGAAUAUCUCAAGAAUCUGGAAGAAGCCAAGAAAUAUGAUCAUAGAUUGUUAGGUACAAAGCAGGAGCUGUUCUUUAAUCACCCACUUAGUCCAGGAAGUUGGUUCUUCCUGCCCAAUGGGACCCGGAUUUAUAACAAGCUUAUGGACUUCAUAAAAAAUCAAUACAGACAAAGAGGAUACCAAGAGGUUAUAUCGCCAAACAUGUACAAUAUGCAACUCUGGGAAACAUCUGGUCAUGCUGCGAAUUACAAGGAUAAUAUGUUUGUCUUUGAGAUUGAGAAACAAGAGUUUGGAUUGAAGCCCAUGAAUUGUCCGGGGCAUUGUUUAAUGUUUCAGCACAGAGUUCGUUCCUAUAGAGAACUUCCUCUUAGAAUGGCUGACUUUGGGGUGUUGCACCGGAAUGAGGCCAGUGGAGCUCUCACCGGGUUAACUCGCGUCAGGAGGUUUCAGCAGGAUGAUGCACAUAUCUUCUGCAGGGAAUCUCAAAUAAAAGAUGAAGUUAAGGGUGUCUUAGAUUUCAUCCAGUACACCUACGAUAUAUUUGGUUUCACUUUUGAUCUGAAGCUAUCUACAAGGCCAGAAAAGUACCUUGGAGAUAUAGAAACAUGGGAGAAAGCUGAGGCAGCGCUGACAGACGCGUUAAACGAAUUUAAAAACGAAUUUGGCAAAGACUGGCAGAUAAAUGAAGGGGAUGGUGCGUUUUAUGGACCAAAGAUAGAUAUCAGUGUAUCUGAUGCAUUGAACAGGAAAUUUCAGUGUGCAACGUUACAGCUGGAUUUUCAGCUUCCUGCUCGCUUUGAGCUGUAUUACUCAGCAGAGGGGGAAGAAGGCAAAAGGGAGGCACCUGUUAUGAUACAUAGAGCCAUUUUGGGUUCUGUUGAGCGUAUGUUUGCUAUACUGUUGGAGCACUAUAAGGGGAAAUGGCCGUUCUGGCUUAGUCCUCGUCAGGCAAUAGUUUGCCCCGUCUCUGAUAAGUCUCAGCCCUAUGCUCAACAGGUCCGGGACAGAAUCUUUCAGGCAGGUUAUUUUGUUGAUGUUGACACUAGUGACCGGACCAUUCAGAAAAAGGUACGAGAAGCUCAAAUGGCACAAUACAACUACAUUUUAGUUGUGGGCGAGGAGGAAGUCAAAACUGGACAGGUGAGUGUACGGGUUAGAGAUAAGGCAGACUCCAUUGUAAAGACCAUGGAUGACCUACUCCAAGAAUUUAAGGAAAAUGUGGAAUCUUUUCGUUGAACUUUUCUAAAGAAGAAUGCUGAAAGUAAUUGUAGACUUCUAUCAAAUGAACACGCAUGAGGGCUUUUUCGGAUACUGAAUUGUCUGAUAUACUAUUACUACAAUGGAUUGUACUGGUGUAUUCACGUUUUGCAGAUUCAAAUGUUGUUGAAGCGUUUGCCAUCUUGUACACUUU
Messenger RNA from Argentina anserina (silverweed cinquefoil), 2407 nucleotides. RefSeq names its product threonine--tRNA ligase, mitochondrial 1. The transcript is spliced from 20 exons. Bases 1 to 2232 code for a protein of 743 amino acids. Gene Ontology annotation, biological process: threonyl-tRNA aminoacylation. The record is from RefSeq and is a predicted model, not a curated record. Gene Ontology annotation, molecular function: ATP binding; threonine-tRNA ligase activity. Gene Ontology annotation, cellular component: cytoplasm; chloroplast; mitochondrion. Lineage: Eukaryota; Viridiplantae; Streptophyta; Magnoliopsida; Rosales; Rosaceae.